AUGGCCAUCUCCUUGGCCAUCAAGAACAAGUUCCGCGGCGCCGUGAAGGAGCUGCUCAUGGGCGGCGCCUCAGUGCCCACAAAUGCGGAGAUGCCGGGCCUGGCGGCCGUGGUCAUGGAGGCACAACUGGAGCAGUGUGCCAACGAGAUCCGACCCCUGGCAGACACUGAGGUAGACCCGGCAGAGCUCGUGGAAGCCGAGAAGGUGGUGCUGGAGGGAAUGAAGGAGCACCAGCGCCUCAUCAAGCUGUCAGAGGACAGCCGGGCCAGCAAGGUGUUGGUGGACCUCGAGGCGCGCAUCGUGGAGGCCCAGGCGAAGGUAGAGGAGACCCAGCAGGGCACCGCUGAGCUUCUGGACGAGCUGAGACUUGGCAUGCAGACUGGGCUCUGA
Messenger RNA from Effrenium voratum, 390 nucleotides. The record is from the annotation of a GenBank genome assembly. NCBI's taxonomy places the organism in Eukaryota, Dinophyceae, Suessiales, Symbiodiniaceae.